CCUGGCAUCCCAAACAACCUCCGCCUGCAUUCACCCGAUACACCCUCGAGCCUCGACAACCUCUCAAUCUUCACAGUCCUGAUUGUCGUCAUAUAUAGCUUCCCCACCGGGCUCGCCACACUCGACGCGUCACAUCCAAUUGAGCUGCUCCUGUGCUCCCGGGCCUCUCAAUCCCCAUGGCACGAAUCCCCCCCUCCGUGCUUCGCAGAUACCUGUUCGGGGGCCACCUUCCCACUGGUGGAUGUCUCCGACAAGUGAGACAUUGCCGACCAACCGCACACUCGCUGUCUACAAAAAGAUAUCACGGAACACAGGUGCCCAGUGCAAAUACAGAAUCUGCCGGCCCCGAAACCACAAUCCCGUUCCGCAAGCAGUUGAAAGAUGAAGCAAAGAAGAGGAAGGCCGAGGGCACGGGGAAGAAGUCGAAGCAGGAUAGCCAGAAGCUAGACAGCUGGGAACUGACGGUCGGCAUCGAGAUCCACGCCCAGCUAAACACCGCACGAAAGCUCUUCUCCGCCGCCUCCUCCAGCAUCAACGAUGCCCCCAACACACACGUCGCCCUCUUCGAUGUUGCAAUGCCUGGCUCCCAACCUACAUUCCAGAAGGAAACCCUAAUACCUGCCCUCCGGGCUGCGCUAGCAUUGAACUGCGAGAUCCAGAAAACGAGUCGUUUCGAUCGUAAGCAUUACUUUCACUGGGAUCAACCGGCCGGGUACCAGAUCACCCAGUACUAUGAGCCGUUUGCGAGGGAUGGACAUAUUACGCUAUUUUCACAUGAUGGGAUUGCGGCGGAAGAUGGGGAGCAGGUGAAGAUUGGGAUUAAGCAGAUACAGAUGGAGCAGGAUACCGCAAAAACAAUCUCGCAGCCUGGGGAAAUACACCUGCUGGAUUUCAACAGGGUUGGGCUCCCCUUAAUUGAAAUCAUCACGCUCCCGCAGAUACACCAUCCGAGUACGGCUACUGCGUUGGUCAGGAAGAUACAGCUCUUGUUGAAUGCGGUGGAUGCUUGUGUACUUGGAAUGCAAUCCGGCGGUUUACGAGCAGAUGUCAACGUAUCGGUUCGAAGACGUGACUCUCCCUCCACAUCUUCAAAUUCAUACGGGGGAGUGACAGGUCUCGGCCAAAGGACCGAAAUCAAGAAUUUAAGCAGCUUCAAAGCCGUCGAAGAUGCCAUCAUCGCCGAGCGGGACCGGCAGAUUUCCGUCCUCGAGAACGGUGGGGUGAUUGAAGGCGAGACUCGAGGCUGGACGAUCGGCAGCACGGAGACGAAAAGACUACGAGGAAAAGAAGGGGAGGUGGAUUACAGGUACAUGCCCGACCCCGACCUCGCACCCGUCGUCAUCGGCGACGACCUCAUCGAACACCUCCAGUCCACCCUCGGCGUUCUGCCGGAUGAAGAAAUCCUUAUCCUGACCAAGGAGUACGGCCUCACAACCAAGGACGCCAUGUCGCUCAUCUCGCUCAACGAGGGCGGGAGAGUGGAGUAUUUCCGUAACGUGGUCGAUGAAUACCUUGCUAUCAGUUCUGAGGAACCGACAGAGGAGGUAGGGAAGCUGUGUGGGAACUGGGUGUUGCAUGAGAUGGGAGGUCUUGCAAAUGAUCUUGCGGAUGAGGAGAAUCCGCUUAAGAUAACUUCGAAAGGCGAUAGUGUCAUCCCAGCAAAACAACUGGCGCAACUUGUGCAGUUCCUCUCUCUUAAAAAAAUCACUGGGAGGACGGCGAAGAAGGUUCUUUCGGAAUUGUUUGAAGCUGGGUUGACGGGCAAAGAGGAGACGGCGCAGGGCAUCAUUGAGAGGGAAGGGCUGUGGUUCAGGCCUUUGUCUGACGCGGAAUACGACGAUUUAGCCAGGGAGAUACUGGAUGGCAAUACGAAGGUGGUAGAAGAGAUCCUUGCUGGAAAGGAAGGCAAAAUCAACUUCCUCGUUGGGCAGAUGAUGCGAGCGGAUCAGGAUGGGAGGGUUGAUGCUACGAAAGCGAGGGAGGUUGUGAGGAAGCUUAUCGAGGAGCAUAGGUAAAGGAAAGCUGGCGGGCCGGAUGAGUAGCCCCCCCCCCCAACCUUCCUUGUUGCCAAUUGAUCAAUGUCAUCAAUAACAUUCAAUACAUCUUGAAGCUCAGUUGCCUCCUUAUUAUAAAUUGACCUCCAUUGCGAUGGACUGAGAUAUCUUUGAAUUCUUUAUUUGUACCAAGGCAAUCAAACAUACUGAGCAAUAGCUCGGUGGAGCCUCCUCUCCUGCCCCGAUCACCGUUCAGCCAAGUGUCUUACCGUCUGCGCUCGAAUAAAUGUUCAUCACAGCUCGCGAGCGCUUCAUCGUUGCUGUUAUUGGUCACUCGGUCACAUAAGUCGGGUCUUGUGAAGGUCAGCGGUUAUUUGUAUAUUUUUAAACUAGAAACGUC
Molecule: messenger RNA, 2394 nt
Organism: Hyaloscypha bicolor E
Lineage: Eukaryota; Fungi; Ascomycota; Leotiomycetes; Helotiales; Hyaloscyphaceae
Product: glutamyl-tRNA amidotransferas-like protein subunit B
Exons: 1
Coding region: 177-2015 (612 amino acids)
Biological process (GO): glutaminyl-tRNAGln biosynthesis via transamidation; mitochondrial translation
Molecular function (GO): glutaminyl-tRNA synthase (glutamine-hydrolyzing) activity
Source: RefSeq, a predicted model, not a curated record